Molecule: messenger RNA, 1899 nt
Organism: Salvia splendens (bonfire salvia)
Lineage: Eukaryota; Viridiplantae; Streptophyta; Magnoliopsida; Lamiales; Lamiaceae
Product: protein MAIN-LIKE 1-like
Exons: 3
Coding region: 1-1899 (632 amino acids)
Biological process (GO): meristem maintenance; meristem development
Source: RefSeq, a predicted model, not a curated record
AUGAUAGAAAGUAAGACUUGGGACAUCGACAUUCAUGAGAAUGUUAGAUAUUGGCUUGACACCUUAGGUUUCAAAGGCGUGAUGGAUUGUGGGAGGCCCAUGAAGGUCGACAAUGAGCUGAUCACGGCUUUGAUUGAGCGUUGGAGACCGGAGACGCACACUUUCCAUCUACCGAUCGGUGAGGCGACGAUCACCUUGGAAGAUGUGCAAGCCAUCUACCGGUGGGGCUUGAGGGUGGAGGGUCGCGUUUUCACAGGGCGUGACUAUCAUGUCAACUUUCCAGAUUGGACCAGCAAGUGCCGCGAUCUGUUGGGAUGGAUACCAGAUACUUCCACAGAGACAAAGCAAGGCGGUUUGCUGAUGACCGCGCUGAUCAAACAGACAAGGAUGCCUCUGGGUGAUGACCUACCUACGUACGUAUACAUCCAAAGGGCACGUAUCCAUGCCCUAAUAUUAGUAGGAGGUCUUAUUCUACCAGACACCACGGGGUGUAAGGUUCCAUUUAUGUGGUUGAAUGCGCUUGGGGAUCCGGAAGAGGUGAAGACUAUUAGUUGGGGAAGUGCGGCAUUGGCCUACCUUUAUCAUUAUCUGUGCGAGGCUUCCAUGGAUAAGAGGAAAGAGUUGGGCGGGCCUAUGAUCCUUAUGCAGCUAUGGGCGUGGGAAAGAAUGCCCACAUUGAGGCCUUCGUUCAUAGGAUCAGUUGUGCACGAGCCAUAUACACCAUGUGGCGCCAGUUUAUCUGGACGCCACGCACAUUGCAUACUGCCUGACUACUGCAAUGAUGUGAAUGGAUGCUCUUUGUGCGAAACCUACUUGGUAUGUUGGGCCUAUGUCGAGGCACAUGAUCCUAGACGAGUGCGGCAACAGUUCAAUCGGUAUCAGGAUAUACCUCAGUAUGUAGACAGGAUGCUAAGGAACGCCGAUCAUUUGGGCAAAAAUGAUCGGCGUGGUAAGAAGGGCAACAACUGGGCAAACACACAUCAGUUCUACAUUGGGGAGUGGGACCUGAGGUACGAAAGGUUCCAUGCUGUCGAAGACGCCGCACCAAUGUCCAUGAAUAUUCCUAUGAGCCCGGGGUAUAUGGCGUGGUAUAACAGGAUUACCGUGACGUACCUGACUCAGCCUGGGGCACGGUCCACUGCUGGGAUGAACGAGUCGGCUGCUUCGAUGAGACUAUUUGUUGAGGGUUUUCAACAGGUUUUCCAUUUAACUACGGACGACGAAAUGGACCCACGAGUACGCCAGAUUCGAGAAAUUGUUAGGAAUGUCCUCGAAUCUACGAACAACGCUGAUGUCAUGGAGUACCCCGCUUCUCAACAUCAGGAUGUGGUCAUGCCUUAUCAACCAGAAGUAGUUCCACGGCGUCGUGGAGUGCCUGGUGUUCGGACUGGGGGACACGGCUACACAAAGCAGUUUAGGAUGUCGCAGUCGCAUCCCGAUUAUGUAGCACCAGAGCCGCAUAAUCAAGAGCAUGACCCACCCCAGUGGUAUUCAUACCCGGCGCAUGAGUCUCAGUCACAGUGGGACCGUCCCCUGUAUUCUCCAAGCCAGCCUGAGCCCGAUUGGAAUCGUCGCCCAUAUUCACAAAGCCAAGACGUGCCGCAAUGGAGUGGGGCCCGAGCGUCGGUCGAUUCAUUCUUCCAGAAUUAUCAGAUCGUGCCUCCUGUACAAGCUGAAGAAGAGGAUGAUGAUGAAGGAGAAGAAGAAAAUGACAACAUAGAGGAGGAAAAUGAGGAAGAAGACGUUGUUCAGAGCAUCCAUGUCCAACCUCGACCAGCUGCGGAGGGUUCAUCACGCGGCGGGGUUGGGAAGCUCAUGAGAAAAGUGUACAAGAGACUGUCAACGAGGAAGAAUAAGGGGAUUGAACCGUCUAAAUACACUCCGUCGUCGUAUAAGUAG